Oryctolagus cuniculus (rabbit) is the source of this 2169-nucleotide messenger RNA. The record is from RefSeq and is a predicted model, not a curated record. NCBI's taxonomy places the organism in Eukaryota, Metazoa, Chordata, Mammalia, Lagomorpha, Leporidae.
UGGGAGAUGAGCCGCUUAGAAGCAGCCGCUCGCGGAAGCGUCGGAUUUGGGUCUCCCCGGCUUUCCACACUGACUCAGCUCUGCAAUGCAAAGUAGGAAGUAGAGUGUUGGUGGGCAUCCCUGUUUUGUCACCUCCUCAUAAAAUACACCUGCUGUUGUGUCUGGUGUUAAGAGCUUUCCCGGAGGUCCUGAGUCUUCAGAAGCAAAAGACUCACAUGUGGUGGGGGGGAGUCAUGGGCUCUGGCUCUCAGUGUUGCUGACAGCACACUUGAUUGAAGACUGAGAUUGCUGAAGAGAAAGUUGAAUAGAUCUAGAGGACGCAAAGGCAGAGCAUCCCAGUCGUCAGCUCUUUCCCACGCACAGAAGAUGAUCCAGGCCCAGGAAGUACUCAUGUUUGACGACGUGGCUGUGAGGUUCACCUGGGAGGAGUGGCAGCUCCUGAACCCUGCCCAGAAGGCCCUGUACCGGGACGUGAUGCUGGAGAACUACCGCAGCCUGGUGUCCGUGGGAUGGCGAGCCAGCAAACCAGAUCUACUCUCCCAGUUGGAACGAGGAGAACCGUGGACCAUAGAAGGUGAAAACCACUGUGGAACCCCGCCAGAAAUCUGGAAAGCUGACGGUGUGCUGGAGCAUUUACAGAAUGGAAGCGUCAUGAACAGAAUGGAACAGCACAAGCAGAGUGCAUUUAAAGAUGUUCACUGGAGCAGAACUCCGCUUUUGUUAAGGAAAAAUCCUGAUACAUUCGACUUACAUGGAAAGACAUUGAAAUCAGAUUCAGGAUGUGCUGGCCAGAGCAGAAGCAAUGAGAGAGAGAACCCUGCCGAGGUUCCUGGAAAUGGGGACGCCUUCCUGCCUGCUGGUCAGAGGCAGUUCCACACAGAACCGGCAUCCGCUGCAAGCCCAAAAAGCGUCAGCACGAAGUCCCAGCUCGUCAGUUCUAAGCAUGGCUCAGCACACACAAAGAAACCGCACAUCUGCAGCGACUGCGGCAAAGCCUUCACUAAGAAGUCUGGGCUCGCGGGGCAUCAGGUCACUCACACGGGAGAGAAGCCGCACGGGUGUGGGCUCUGUGGGAAAGCCUUCUCCAGGAAGUACAUGCUCACGGAGCAUCAGAGAAUCCACACGGGAGAGAGACCGUAUGAAUGCACUGAGUGUGGCAAAGCCUUUCUCAAGAAGUCCCGGCUCAGCCUACACCAGAAAACGCAUACAGGGGAGAAGACCUACAUGUGCAGCGAGUGUGGGAAAGGCUUCAUCCAGAAAGGAAAUCUCACCGUCCAUCAGCGAAUCCACACGGGCGAGAAGCCAUACACGUGUAGCGACUGUGGCAAAGGCUUCAUCCAGAAGACGUGCCUGAUCGCACAUCAGAGGUUCCACACGGGAAAGGCGCCUUUUGUGUGCAGCGAAUGUGGCAGAUCCUGUUCUCAGAAGUCAAGCCUCAUUAGACACCAAAGAAUUCACACCAGAGAGAAGCCCUUUGAAUGUGCUCAGUGUGGGAAAGCCUUUAUUUCAAGGCAAAAACUCAUUGUCCAUCAAAAAACUCACUCGGGACAGAGACUCUAUGGUUGUAAUCAAUGUGGGAAAGCCUUCGCGUACAUGUCUUUCCUUGUUCAGCAUAAGAGAGUACACACAGGGGGUACCCAGGGACAUGCAGGGAAGGGGGAAAAUCCUGCAGAGAGGCCCAGCCCACAGCCUACUCGAGAUGUUGUGCAGGGAAAAAGCCCUGGUCACCCAGUGAUGCCACAGGUGCCUUCUGUAGCCCCUCAUACAUCAAUAAAUGUCAGUGGCCUUCCAGCAAAUAGGAAUGGAGUUGUUGUGUGGCAGCCUGGGGGCAGGUGUGUACCCUCGGGAGGUAGCAGUGGAUUUGCACAGGGAGGAAACCUGAUGAAUACAGUGAGUGUGGUGGUGCCUUCGGUGAUCAAUUUCAUCUUAUUUUAUGUUACAGCAAACCCUUAGGAAGAGGCUCAGGUGCAUUCUAAUCAGAAAAGAGCAAAAAUGUUGUUCGUUGUAUGGCUGUAAAGUAUAUAGAGAAACUAUAACGCAGAGACUGGGGGAGUCUGAUGUAGGCGCCUGUUUAAAUAUACGCUUCAUCGCAGGCAUACUGACGUUGAUUGCCCAGUCCUAUACAUUGUCAUCACAUUUGUGUCAAUUAAAUGCGUGAAGGAAGCCUGA